Symbiodinium natans is the source of this 1248-nucleotide messenger RNA. Lineage: Eukaryota; Dinophyceae; Suessiales; Symbiodiniaceae. The record is from the annotation of a GenBank genome assembly.
AUGCAGGGGCGGAUUGCGCUCACUUCGGAGGAGCUGCUGAAGGCAGUGGCCAAGGCGCAGUCCCCUGACGAACUGCUCCAAGCUUUGGCGCCCUCGAGGAAGCAAGAGGAGCUGGAGGAGCAGGCGCGGCUCGCGGACUUGCGGGGCGCGGAAGAUCCGCAGAAGACCCGCAGAGAAGAGGUCAAGGCAAUAGGGCAGGCCACACAGGUGUUGACCGAUGGCCGUGACAAGCUGGAAGCGAAGGGGGUAAGCUUCCUCCAGCAAAGCCAGCACGCUCACGCGCCAGAGGGUGCCAUGUCCAACUUGUUGCGAGUUACGCGGCGGUUCAAUGAUCCACGGCUAUCCGCACUGGCCCUCCGGGCGAGGGUGGACAGCUUGGGAGAGGUUUCCAAGGCGAUCGAUGACAUGCUUCUCAGCCAGUCCUUAGUCAUGCUAAGUUGCAGCGAAAUGAAGAAGAAGGAUUUUUGCAAAGAGCAAAUCGCCGACAACAAGCUUCAGCAAGCCAAGCAGGAGCGCAAAAAGGAAGACGUGGACAUUCUGCUGGAAACGCUACAGGAGAAGAUAAAGAAAGCAGCUGUGGAGAAAGACGAGAUUGUGUCAGAGAUUGACACGCUCAACACAGAACUGGCCAAGGCGGCUCAAGAGCGAGAAGAGCAGAACAAGGCUUUCCAGACCGGCGUGAAUGACCAACGCGAGACGCAGAAGCUUCUGAAGGGUGCCAUGAAAGUGUUGUCAGACUACUACGAUAAAGCUUCGCUCCUGGAGCUGUCCGCCGCUUCAGAGGCUGGUGUUUCUGAUGGACUGGACCCAUCUGCACCGAAAGGCUUUGAUGCCUACAAGAAGAAUGCAGGGUCUAAAGGUGUCAUGGCGAUGUUGCUUCACAUUAGCCAGCAAGCUGAGGCGGCUGAGAAGCAGGCCAUCAAAGAUGAGAACACGGCGCAAGCAGAUUAUGAAAAGCUUGCCAAGGAAACUACCGUCAAUGUUGCAUCGAAGAAAAAGGAGGUUGAAGGAAAGAAGGCAGCCAUCACGAAGGCUCAGGGCGAGAUGGCAGAUGCCAGCACAGAUCAGACGAAUAUCGACUCCGCCACGAAAGCCUUGAUAUCAGCAGCGGGAACGCUGCACUCUGAUUGUGACUUCUUGCUCAAGAACUUUGAUUUGAGGCAGACGUCGUUUGAUGACGAGGUUGGAGCUCUAGUCGAGGCGAAGGGCUUGAUGAAAGGCAUUGGUGGUCAGCCAGGUGGCGAGUGA